Molecule: messenger RNA, 702 nt
Organism: Diospyros lotus (date-plum)
Lineage: Eukaryota; Viridiplantae; Streptophyta; Magnoliopsida; Ericales; Ebenaceae
Product: 60S ribosomal protein L34-like
Exons: 4
Coding region: 117-479 (120 amino acids)
Biological process (GO): ribosome biogenesis; translation
Cellular component (GO): ribosome; cytosolic large ribosomal subunit
Molecular function (GO): structural constituent of ribosome
Source: RefSeq, a predicted model, not a curated record
GUCUGAUCUAGGGCAUUUGAGAUGUUCUAGGGUUUUAAUACGAUAACUCCGCGUCGCCUCGUACUCUCUGUUUGAGCCUCCAUUCACCGAGAGAGAGAGCUUGAAGUCUCGCGAAGAUGGUGCAGCGUCUCACGUACCGCAAACGCCAUAGCUACGCCACCAAGUCGAACCAGCACAGGGUCGUCAAAACCCCUGGUGGAAGGUUGGUGUACCAGAGUACUAAGAAGCGAGCAAGUGGACCUAAAUGCCCCGUCACUGGAAAGAGAAUUCAAGGGAUUCCACACCUGAGACCUGCUGAGUACAAGAGAUCCAGGCUACCGAGGAACAGGAGGACUGUCAACCGUGCCUAUGGUGGUGUAUUAUCUGGUGGUGCUGUCAGGGAGAGGAUCAUCCGAGCCUUUUUGGUGGAAGAACAAAAGAUCGUGAAGAAAGUAUUGAAGAUUCAGAAGGCUAAAGAAAAGCAGGCUGCAAGGAGCUAAAGAGUGAAACAUUUAGAAAACUUAAGUUAAUGUGCUUGAAAGAAAUUUUGACUUUGACGUGUGGUUAUUAUUCGUGCACUAUUUACUAUGAGGUGAUUGUUUUUGAAUUUGAAUGAGCAUUUUCGUUGGUUGACGAUUUCUCAUUUGAAUCUUGAAUUGAAUGACCUGUAUUAUAUUUGCUUAUUUGAAGGUGAAUCUUAGUUUUGUUGUUAGAUCAGCCAAA